CUGAUCUUGAUUCUGGGGGCAGGUGCAUGGGCAGAUGUGCGAAGAGGGGAUGGAAGCAUAUGUGACUGCGGAUUCCGCGACUCCUCGUCUGGAAAUAUAUUCACUGAUGGCAUGGUCACUUUCUUCAACGAGUCAUCUACUUUUGAUGAUGGCUGGAUCGUGCAAUCUUACAAGAACAAGAAAGAAAAGGGUUGGAAUUCCGUCUUUCGACAGGGCGCCACCCCAAAUAAUGUAUAUCUGGACUCGUCGUCGGAUUCGGCACAGCUUUACAUUGACCCGUUCCUGAAGAACCAUUUGGUGAUGGGAUCUUCGAUACAGACAGACCGGAGAGAUAUAAUGUUUGGCAGCUUCAGAGCGAAAAUGAAGCCGCCUGGAAUGGACAAUGGAGGGGGCAGCGCCUUGUCCAUGCUCCUGCAGAUGAACGAUACGCAAUCUAUGGAAUUCAUGCUUAUGAACACCGACAUCCCCAAUGACUCGUACGCGUGGGUUGGGACUUUUGUCAACGGCGAAUUUCCUGACCGCAACCUGGGGUCUAACUUUUCCGUCCUUGCCAACGGUUCAAAGGAGAUUGGUAUCGAGUCCCCAUGGAACUUUACGGAGUACAAGAUUGACUGGGACGCCACGACGUUGAACUUUACAAUUGGCUCGAACACGACUAGAAGGGUUGUCAAAGCGAAACAGCCCGAUCUCCCUGCCGUACCAGUGCCAUUUGAGAUCAAGCACUGGUCGACUGGCAAUUAUUACUCUAUGCAAGGUCCGCCGACGAAGCGCGGGUUCGCUGGCGUGGAAUGGGUCAGAAUGUUCUUCAACAGUACCACGACGGAUGCCCGCGAUUUCGAUGCCCGCUGUAUACCAAGUCUGGCGUGCUCAGUCGACGACACGACACUAAGGGGUGUAUCCUCAUACAACGCCACCGCACUCGAGAAGUAUGAGCACAAACACCCCAAAGAGCCAAAGAGGGUUCCCGCAAUUGUUAUCGCUGUGUUCUGUCUGUCUGUUUCAUUCUUGGUCCUAUGCCAUGCCAUAUAUAUUUGGGAACCAUGGAAGCUGGUACGAGAGCCUUCUUCGAGAAGCACAUCUCGAACUGAUGUCCCGACUCACAGUCCCCUGGGAACGCCCAUGAUAAGUCCUAUUGGUACUCCCCUGAUAAGUCCUCAUGAGAGAUCAUUGGCGGAAGACUAUCUAACCCUGAAUGAUGGGAAUAUUGAAGAUGAUACCAUGACGAAGGAUCAAAUCAGAAACUCAGAGGCGGCGUCUUCCGUGGAACAAGCAGGCCCUGAGCCAGUCAAAAAGCCACUCAAUGAGGCAAAGAGGGCUCGAGUCGACUAUCUCGCAGGUAUUGUCGCUUUCUGUGCGGUCAUUGUAACAGUCCAGCACUUCUGCCUCUCUUUUGUUCCUGCCGCAAUCUCACCUGGAGACCGGGUUGUUCACCACAGCUCCGAGAACUUUGUCCGGAUGUACGUUUCACCUGUGAUUCUUUCUCAGCUUUGGCUCGGUCUCUUCUUCACUAGUUCUUGUCGUUUCAUGGUUGAUCGGUACCUCGAGGAUGGCGAUCUGAGGCAUAUUGCGUCAGUUGCAGUCCGCAGGAUCCCCCGAUUCAUGAUUCCUGUCACAGCGAUAGUUCUUAUUGAGUACUUUCUCAUUGACGCUGGUGCUACACGGUUCCUUCAGUAUACUCCCUCGAUCACCUGGUCUCAGUGGCCGUAUGUGGAGCGGUUUCCUUCGUUUGCUAUCUUCCUGAACGAGAUGCUCGAACUAGGCUUUCUCAUCCCCAAUGGUUUUCCUCAGAUUGUAUUCCACUACUGCACAGGAGUCUUGUGGACGGUCGCCGUCCAGCUUCAAUCAACAUGGCUGAUCCUUCUCUCCAUCCUCGUCAUCCGUGAGAUUCGCAAUCCAUGGAAAAGGAUGUCCUUUUAUGCAUUCUGUAUCGUCAACGGCUGGUACGCGCAAAGCUGGAACGCGUACUUCUACGUCGGCAUCCUCCUCUCCGACCUCGACAUAACAUACAAAUACAGAAAAUAUCUCCACAGCCACCUCUGGGUGUACUAUCCCCUUGUCACCACAUGUACCCUCCUCGCCAUCGGGGCAGUCGUGUCAAACAUUACGCCGCAGCUCACAAAGUUCAACCUGAGUGUUUCUGAGAACGGCUGGCAUCCAGACUGGGCCACCGCGUCUCCCGUCACACAGACGAAGGGAAGUCAGUAUCCGGAAUACUUCGUACCACGCCUAAACGGCUUGAUCGCCGCAAGCUCACUGCAAACCAUCAUCGAGAUAUCCCCCUUCAUGCAGAUGAUCCUCUCCAACCGCGUCCUCCAGACCAUCUUUCCGCACAUAUUCACAAUAUACCUGAUCCACGGUGUCAUCUUCUGGUCUUGGGGCUCCUGGCUGCUCGUCUUCCUCACAGAUCACAAUUUCUCGUACGACGUGUCUGUGACUCUUGUUGGGGUUACAAGCUAUGCUAUUCUAGGGCUGGUAGUGCCAAUUUUGACGCCAAUGACGGAUGUGCUGGGGAUGGAUUUGGCAAGGCACUGGUGGGCAUUCGCGAGUCAAAUACAGCCGCCGAAGAGGAGUACAAUGUUUCCCUUCCCAGACAAUCUGCUGAGGAACAGA
Molecule: messenger RNA, 2610 nt
Organism: Pseudovirgaria hyperparasitica
Lineage: Eukaryota; Fungi; Ascomycota; Dothideomycetes; Acrospermales; Acrospermaceae
Exons: 3
Biological process (GO): carbohydrate metabolic process
Molecular function (GO): hydrolase activity, hydrolyzing O-glycosyl compounds
Source: RefSeq, a predicted model, not a curated record